Molecule: messenger RNA, 2583 nt
Organism: Acanthaster planci (crown-of-thorns starfish)
Lineage: Eukaryota; Metazoa; Echinodermata; Asteroidea; Valvatida; Acanthasteridae
Product: scavenger receptor cysteine-rich domain-containing protein DMBT1-like
Cellular component (GO): membrane
Source: RefSeq, a predicted model, not a curated record
CUACACAUUGUUGUGCAUUGUGUGAGUAAAGCAGGCCCCAUAUCCGGCUGCAUUUGUUGUGUGCGGAUCGGCAGGCUGGCAAACUUUGUCCUGUCGAAAGUCUCUCUUGUUUCUGGUGGUAGGGUGCUCCUGAUGUGACAAUGCAUUUCAUGUUCCUCGUAACCACGUUAGUUAUGACUGUUGCUGUUAAUGAGUCUAGCGCUUUUAAAACUUCAGCAGAUAACACCUUGAGGUUGUUAGGCGGGGCCACACGUUGCAGCGGUCAGGUCCAAGUUUACCUAGGGGAAUGGCUCAAUGUUUACCGCACCCACUGGGGCGUGGCCGAGGGGCGCGUCGUCUGCCGCCAGCUGGGCUGUGGGGAGCUGGUCUCCCCCUAUGCCAACUACAAGGACAAGGCCCAGGCAGACCCAGUGUGGAACGAGCUGGUCUCUUGCGCGGGAGACGAGGCGACGUUGAUGAACUGCAGCCAUAGCCGCAAUGCCAGUGACAUGCUCGGUCCGGAGAUGUACAGGGCAGCUGUUGCUUGCCAUCAGGAUGACAUCACAAGUGCUCCAGAGUCCAUGUCCCUGCGCCUUGUCCAUGGGACAGCACCCCACUCUGGCCGGGUGGAGGUCUACUACAAUGGCGAGUGGGGGACGAUAUGUGGCAUGAGUGGCUGGUCCAUGACAGACGGCCAUGUCAUCUGUCGUCAGCUGGGAUACACGAGAGCCGUUGCGGUCAAGAGAUAUAGUGACCCGUUUGGACCCGGCAACGGGACCAUCCUGAUGUCAUUUGUCGACUGUGACGGCCAUGAGGAGAAACUGGGCAACUGCCGCCACCAAGGAUGGUAUCAGCACAACUGCGAUCAUUACAAUGAUGCUGGCGUCAUUUGCAAAGCGUCAUCAAAUGAAACCGGUAUCCGCCUUGCUGAUGGCACCACACAGUACGAGGGGCGAGUGGAGCUGUUCUACAAUGGUGAAUGGGGUACGAUCUGUGACGAUGGGUGGGGCAUCGAGGAUGCCCGGGUGGUCUGCCGCCAGCUGGGCUUCGGACCAGCCAUCACGGUGGGGUCAGGCUACGGCCAGGGUCAGGGCGCCAUACUGCAGUCGGACGUGGGCUGCCGCGGAAUGGAAACAUCCAUCCUGGACUGUGACUUGCAGAAGUGGUACCCGUCCACACAUUGCCACCACCGUGAGGAUGCUGGGGUGCAAUGCCAUGAGCCAGAAAAUCCAAGUGUGAGGGUGCGCUUGGCUAGCAGACUUUUGGAGUCAGAGGGUCGAGUGGAGGUGUACCACAAUGGUGAGUGGGGGAGUGUUUGCGGUUAUUCCUUUACCCUACGAGAGGCCGACGUCUUCUGCCGCCAGCUCGACUACAGAAAGGCACUUAAGGUCUUGGAGCCAGGCUGGUAUGGUGAUGCGGACUUGAUUAUUCUGGACAACGUACAGUGCAACCGAUCUGCCAAAACAUUGGAAGAUUGCCAAGGGUUGGUAUGGUACCCAAAGCAUUCGGACUGUUCGUUGCAUGAAACAGCGGGCGUCAUGUGCGACAGCAACAUGAUUCCUGACACAGUGUCGUCAGUGGAGGUCCGGCUGACAGGAGGUAGCAUGGAGAAAGAGGGCCAGGUGGAACUCUACCACAAUGGCCAGUGGGGUACAGUCUGCGCCUCAGGCUUUGACUUGAAGGCGGCGCAGGUUGUGUGCCGCCAGCUGGGCUAUUACAAUGCCCUGUACCGGACAUCCGGUGAGACAUUCAGUGACGGUAGUCGACCACUGCUCCUGGACCGUGUUGAUUGCCGGACGGGGCUGGAGAAGAACCUGGCACGCUGUGGCCCGCUGGAGUGGUACCGGCAUGACUGGCAGAAUUGCGGGCCUGAGGAAACGGCUGCCGUGGCCUGUCAUGGAUCCAAGAUUGGAGGCGACAUAGAAAUUGUCGUGCGCCUCAGCAACGGCACCCAAGCGUCCAACGGAAGGGUUGAGGUCUAUCACCGUGGCAGUUGGGGGUCUGUGUGUGGUGCGGGUCUGGGCAGGAGCGAAGCGCAGGUCGUAUGUCGGCAGCUAGGCUACGAGGGCGGGGAACCAGUGGAACAAUUUGGCUUCUAUGGGAGCGGCAAAGAGCCGGUCAGCAUGUGGGGCUUGGAGUGUACCGGCGAGGAGGAACUGGUGGAACAGUGCAGGAGCAUCCAGUGGUACAAUGCCCAGAAGCACGUCUGCGACAGGGAGCUGACAGCUGGAGUCACAUGCCUCCUAAGAGGUGGGAGAAACAUCUUGACUUCCUUCAGUGAUAGAUCUUGCUACUCUGUAGAGUGCACCCACAUUUUGGCAUGAAUAUUCAUUAGCUGAUACUUAUAUUUCAUUGGCCAGCAUUGUUAGGUUUUUGAUUGAAAUUGUAGUGAUCAUGAUAUAAUAAGAUAUCAAAUAAAAUCACUGGAAAAAUUGAAUUUUUGGCUUUUACUUUUUCCCCCCAAAUAGGUGUUCAUGAAUGGAAAUAAAAGUGUGAUGGGUUAGUUUCGGUUUAAACUGCUUCAUCACACUUUUAUUCCCAUGUUUUACCCUCUUCCUGCCGGAUGCCUUUAAAAAUGCUGUGCCUACAUACGGUCGAUUUUUC